AUGGCCAACCAAGCAGGUACCACGUCCGCAGCGCAGUCCCGCGUUUCGCAAGUCGCCUCUCACAUGCAGCCGUCUGGCCGGCCAUCGCUACUCGAGAAACACCCCGACGAUGUGGUUGUGACUGCUGCUCUCCGAACCCCCAUCACAAAAGGAGGAAAAGGUGGCUUCAAGGACACAGCAGGAGCGGAUCUGCUGCAUGGCGCCUUUGUCAAUCUGAUCCAGCGAUCAGGUAUUGACCCAAAGCUUGUAGAGGAUAUCGCAGUGGGAUGUGUGCUCGCACCAGGCGGUGGCGCCACUGAGUUCCGUGCUGCUGCUUUGGCAGCCGGUUUCCCAGACUCUACUGGUGUCAAGAGUUUGAACCGACAGUGUAGCUCCGGUCUGAUGGCCGUUACGGACAUUGCCAAUGCUAUCAAGUCUGGUAUGAUCGAGAUCGGUGUUGGUGCUGGUGUCGAGAGCAUGUCGACCCAGUAUGGCCCAGGAGCUGUCACUGAAUUCAGCGAGCUCCUUGAGAACCACAAGUCCGCUGCAGAGUGCAAGGUGCCUAUGGGUCAAUUGUCCGAACAAAUGGCCAAGGACAAGGGCAUUUCAAGGAAAGACCAGGAUGCAUUCGCGGCCAACAGCUACAAGAAGGCAAUCGAAGCUCAGAAAAAGGGCCUGUUCGACCAGGAGAUUGCCCCGUUGAAGGUCAAGUGGGAGGACCCAAAGACCGAGGAGACCAAGGAGAUCACCGUCUCCCGUGACGACGGAGUUCGUGAAGUCACUGCUGAGUCGCUGGGCAAGAUUCGCGCUGCAUUCGCCAAGGAUGGCACGAUUCACGCCGGUAACGCAUCCCAAGUCUCCGAUGGAGCAGCUGCCGUCCUGUUGAUGAAGAGGAGCACGGCCGAGCGACUAGGCCAGCAAAUCAUUGGCAAGUUCGUUCAGGCAUCCAUCGUCGGUGUGCCCCCGCUUCUCAUGGGUAUCGGACCUUGGAAAGCCAUCCCAGUUGCGCUCGAGAAAUCCGGAAUCUCCACGGACGAUGUGGAUAUCUUCGAGAUCAACGAGGCGUUUGCAUCGCAGUGCUUGUGGUGUGCAAAUGAGCUUGGCCUGCCUCACGAGAAGAUCAACCCUAAGGGAGGAGCAAUUGCAUUCGGUCACCCUCUGGGAUGCACCGGCGCACGACAAGUCAGCACUUUGCUUUACGAACUCAAGAGGACGAACAAGCAGGUCGGCGUGACCAGCAUGUGUGUUGGUACAGGAAUGGGCAUGGCAGCUGUGUGGGUCGCUGAGUAG
This is a messenger RNA of Zasmidium cellare ATCC 36951, 1269 nucleotides long. RefSeq lists its product as uncharacterized. The record is from RefSeq and is a predicted model, not a curated record. Gene Ontology annotation, biological process: fatty acid beta-oxidation; phenylacetate catabolic process. The transcript has 2 exons. Gene Ontology annotation, molecular function: acetyl-CoA C-acyltransferase activity. Lineage: Eukaryota; Fungi; Ascomycota; Dothideomycetes; Mycosphaerellales; Mycosphaerellaceae. Gene Ontology annotation, cellular component: peroxisome. Bases 1 to 1269 code for a protein of 422 amino acids.